AUGGAGCCUAAUACCGAUAACAACGUUGGCCUACUUCCCGAUGACCUUCACACCUUCACCUUCACCUCCUUCUAUUUCCAAAUGCGCUAUGCACUAUUGACCCGCGCAAUUGAAUGCCCACUUCGCCUCUCAUUACACGCAACAGAUGAUUAUCAGCUACGUCUUACAUCAGAGAAUAUCAACCAUAACCAUGGUCCAUCAGAACAUAUCUCGUCACACCCUGCUCAUCGCCGCCUAGAGUUAAAUCAGAAAUCCAAACUUAUCCAGAAUCAGCUACAGCAAGGCACUAAACCGCGACAAAUUAUCACACGUCUCCGGAUUGAUGAUCCUCAGUCAUGUCUUAUUGAUAAAGAUCUCUACAACUUUAUCCAAAAGACUCAACUUGAGUAUCUAGCUGGACGAACACCUAUACAGGCAUUAAUCGAUGACCUUCCAGAGGAUGGAAAAUGA
Messenger RNA from Penicillium taxi, 450 nucleotides. RefSeq lists its product as uncharacterized. Lineage: Eukaryota; Fungi; Ascomycota; Eurotiomycetes; Eurotiales; Aspergillaceae. The transcript has 2 exons. Bases 1 to 450 code for a protein of 149 amino acids. The record is from RefSeq and is a predicted model, not a curated record.